Molecule: messenger RNA, 4931 nt
Organism: Cynara cardunculus var. scolymus (artichoke)
Lineage: Eukaryota; Viridiplantae; Streptophyta; Magnoliopsida; Asterales; Asteraceae
Product: nuclear pore complex protein NUP1-like
Exons: 9
Coding region: 1015-4635 (1206 amino acids)
Biological process (GO): poly(A)+ mRNA export from nucleus; nuclear membrane organization
Cellular component (GO): nuclear envelope
Source: RefSeq, a predicted model, not a curated record
UAACGCCCCUGUCAGCUAAUUUAGGGUCUUUUUGGUUGUAUUAAGACACCUUUUUGAUGGCAAUCGUAGGGUUCCAUAAUUGGGGUAGAUUUCUAUUAGGUUUUUCUUUGGUUCAUUGGCUGAUUGCUGUAUUCUUCCUUAAUUGGUUAGGCUUUUUUCUUCGGCUGUAGAAAGGUGUUUUUUUUUUACUACAUCAUGUCAUGUCCUAAGGAUUUAUUUUUGUUUUGGCUGAUUAUCUGAUUAUUGCAUUUUUGAAUUGCUUAGGUCUAUAUGGCUGCAGAAAGUCACUUUUCUAUAAGAAUCUGUCAAUUUUAGGGUUUACUGAUAGUUUUACUCAUAUAAUCUGUAAGGUGAGAAAAUUUAGUCAUCUGGAUGAGAAUAUUUUGGGUAAUGGGAAGAUGUUAUGAUGACAUUUACUAAUUCUGUAGCUAAAGUGGGUAAAUGUUCCUCGUAACUGCGGAAAUGUGAUCUAUAGGUCUAUUUAUGUACAGAAAUUGGACAUACAGUUAGGUUAUCCAGGUCUAACACUAGCUCUUCAAUGGCCAAGAAAACAUCCUUUUUCCUGAAUUCAUUUUUGAUUAAACAAAGUUUUUCAAUUUUAAAGGAUAUUGUUGAUAACUUUUAUACUUAUUCUGAUGUGAAUGCUCUUUCUUGUUUGUAACAUCUUUUUAUAGAAUCACAUUUUUAAGCUUAUGUAGGUUGGUCCACUAGAAAUUAAUAGUCAGAGGAAUUUAAAGGACAAUUGAUGCCUUAAAUCAACCUGGUCACAAGCAUGUCAAUGUGUCUGUGUAUACACAAUCCCAUUAAACUACACAUCAGGGUUCACUAUCUAAUUAUUGUACAUGUACUUAGAGUUCAUAUGUAAAUGUAUAACUGACAUCUGUGAGUGAUAUCUUAACAUUCGUGGUUUUCUAUGAAUGGACACGUUUUAUUCCUUGAGGUUUUACUCUGUCAAAAUUUGUGAACCAUAAUCUAAGAGAUUUUUGCGAUGGAACGCUACAGUAGGCAGAAGCCAUGGAACUUCUGGUCUCAUGCAUGUUUACAAGUUCAACUGUAAAAGUCAGGAUGCUUGAAGCUAUGUUUGCGACAUCUAGGCGGGAGAAGAUUAAUGAAGAAGCCCAGAAGGUUGCUCAGGAGGCAGUGCGAAAUAAUUGUACCGGAGUAUCAGAACCUAGCACUGAUCAAGGUGUUAACUCUGCUAGCAUCUCUGCUGCUGCUGGGAUAUCAGAGCUUGAACAAAUGUUGAAACAAAAAACCUUCACCAGGUCGGAAAUUCAGCGGUUGACGGCAUUGUUGCACUCGAAAACGAUCGAGUCUCCUGAUGAUGUUGUUGAAAAGGAUGGAGCAAAGCUUCCUAGUUCCCCAUCUCCUCUUUUAAGGCUCGAAGCAUCAACAAGUGGCUCCCUAAAAAAACAUGGAAAUGAGAGGGAUAACUUCCAUGCUGAUAUUUCAACUCCUAUCGUCAGUUCAAGAGUUCUUGAAGAGGAGAUUGCUUCACCUGCUGAGCUUGCAAAGGCUUACAUGGGAUCCAGGCCUAUGAAGGUAGCACCAUCGGCACUGGGGUUAAGCAGCCAGGCACCGAGACAAGAUGUGAAGUUGCUUAAUAAUGCAUCUGGCCUUGCAAAGACUCCAAUUACAUCUGUGGCUCCAAAGACUGCAAACAGUUUCAGGGGUCUUGAAAAUGGCUUCUUGACGCCAAGAUCUCGAGGCAGAUCGGCCAUGUACAGCAUGGCUCGCACACCAUAUUCCAGGGGGCCUUCAACUUUUAGCCAAAAGGAAAUCAAUUCUGAAUAUGGUCAUGGUGCAGCAUUAACAUCUUCUCAGUCUGCAUGGGGGCAUGAAGGGAAAAUGGCUCUAAAGCGUCGGAGUUCUGUACUAGAUGAUGAUAUUAGAUCUGGUGGUCCACUGCGUAGAACUCGGCAGAAAGCUAAUCUUUUAACACAAGGAAGUUCUCUGUCAAGAGAUAAAAGAGAACUCGGGUAUACUGCUUUGCAACAACCAGAUACUUCAAGUCAGAAACUGCUUUUAAUGAACAAACCUGAACCAAAAGUCUCCAAGGACUUUGAAGAAAAUGGGGACACCAGCAUGCGUGUUUCAGGCUAUGCUUCUGUUCCUACAAAAUCUACUCAAAUGGCAACAAAAAUAUUGCAACAGCUUGAAAGACUGAGCCCAAAGGAAAAGAAGUUUGAAUCAACUCUUGCUGGAAUGAGAGAUAAAUCACCCAGUAAACUGACGUUAAAUAUGCUCCAUGGUCAGGCUCUCAGAAGCCUGGAGAAAGUGGAUUCGCCGAAAUUUCUUCCUAGCCCUCAUGAUAGUCAGAAAUCAGAGAGUCAACACCAUGCUAGAUCACAUGAUAUUCAUGAGCCGGCCUCUCAAAGCAAAGACAAAGUUGAAGAAAAUAGCUCAAGGAAGUUCCCUAUUCCUCGUAACAUGUUGACACCAGUCAAUGGUGAUUCGACAGUUCUUUUAAAAGAUAAAGCACCAGUGGUUAUAACCACUGCUUCAACCUCAAAGCUUCCAGCCGAACCUCCUCAGAAGAAGCGUGCUUUUCAGAUGAGUGCACAUGAGGAUUCAUUGGACCUUGAUGAUGACGUCCAUGUUAAUGGGAAUGUGUCCUUCCCAUCGGCUGAAGAUAACAAACCGGAGGCAUCUUUGGUAGCAAACAAACCUGUUUUUGCUGAAGUCAUUCAAACUCCAACGCUGCAGGAAAUCGCCAAAACUUCUGCACUGGCUGAAGUAACUCCCGUGUUACCUGAGGUUGCUAAAUUUCCAGAACAGGCCGAGUUGAAAGAAGUUGAAAAUGUCGCAUCUUCUCCAAAAACUGAUGUUGGAUUUCUUGGUGGUUCUGUUGGUGAGCAAGGAAUAGGAUUUAAGUUCCCUACCUCACCUCCAUCAACUACUGCCACACAAACCAUUGUACUUCCUCAAUCAACCUUGCAAAUGGAGAAGGUUGAUUCUGAGAAGGAUUCAAAUAAUUUCUCAUUAUUUGGCGCAACAGCUGAAAAGGUGUCACCAUUCCAGUUCUCUGGCAACGAGCCUUCAGAAAUCAAAUCAAUUGCUAGUUCAGAUCCAAAAGCACUUGACUCAACCAGCGUGUUUAAUUCAGUCUCAAAGAAUGAUCAUGUAAAAUUUCUGGCAUUCAACAAGGAUGAAAAUGGCGAUAAUCAGAAGGCAGCAAAUAUGUUUGGAAAAUCCGAGUCUUUGUCCUCUCCUGCUUUUGCAGCUACAUCAACAAGUGGCUUUUUCUCGUUCGGCAGCUCCAGCAAGAACUCUAGUACUCCUGAUGCAACACCCGCUUCAACCUCUCCUAUGUUUUCUUCAUUCACCCCGCUUCCAGCUUCUGGUGCCAAUUUGAAUUCGCUUUUCAAUAAUAGCUCUUCCAAUGUUACUUCUGCCAGUACUGCCACCGUCAUAUCCACCACCGCCACCACCAUCACCACCACCGCUGCCUCCAGCACUGUUUUCUCUACGUCUGUGCCAGCACCAGCUUUCUCUACAUCUUUGCCAGCACCAGCUUUUUCUACUUCUUUGCCGGCACCAGUUUUCAGUUUUGGGUCUGCCAUUGCUCCAAAUUCGGCUUCAGCAGCCCCAACUUCAGUGACAGAAACUGGGAAUACAAAUGAGAAGGAACCGAAAUCCAACAUGAGCAGCUCACCUUUUGCUAGUACAUCCUUUGCCACAACCACUACUGGAAGUAGCCUCUUUGGCUUCAGUUCUCCGGCUGCCACUUCAACCACCAAUAAUCAGUCGCAGGCGUCUUUCUUUAAUGUCUCGAGUGGAUCUCAGGCAAACACGCAGACAUCUACUGCUGUUACACAGGCCGUGCCCUUCCUGUUUGGCUCUUCCACCCCUUCCAUAGCAUCUGGUUCUACUGGCAUUCCAUCCUCUACUACUUCAGGAAGUUCCUUUUUCGGUUCCUCAGCUCCUGCUUUCAAUUCGACGCCUAGUUUUGGUAUUAGUUUUGUUGCUGCCUCUUCAGGGACUAAAUCCGGUAGUUCCACGAGUGGGUCUACUACUAGCAUAUUUGGUUCUGCAGCUUCCACAGCUGCUUGGCAGCCCGCCAAAUCAUCUGGAUUUGGGUCUACAUUUAGUUCUCAAUCUUCAGUGUUCCCGUUUGGGACAUCUUCCACACCCAUGCCUUCUGCUAGCACUUCGCCGACCGUGUUUGGUUCAUCGAAUACAGGUGCUUCAACAGGGUCUUCGAUGUUUUCAUUCACUACAACUGGUGCCACCAACUCCUCUUUUAAUGCCCCCUCACAAGGUCAAUCUGUUUUCGGGAACUCGACUCCUGUUUUUGGAGCCACCACCACCUCACCAAACAAUAACGAUCAGAUGAGUAUGGAAGACAGUAUGGCCGAGGAUUCUAUGCAAACUCCUAGUCCUGUAUCUCAAUUUGGUCAAGCCCCUGCAGCUGCACCCGGUUUCAUGUUUGGUUCUGCCACCCCAACCCCGAACCCAGCAGCAGGACUUCCUUUCCAAUUUGGUGGCCAGCCAAACCAAGCACCGACUCAGAAUCCUUUCCAGUCAUCUAGUGUAGAGUUUAAUGCUGGAGGAGGAAGUUUCUCGUUAGGCUCUGGAGGUGAUAAAUCUGGGAGAAGGAUAGUGAGAGUUAAAAACAAGAACAGGCGGAAGUGAGAACGAGAGAGUUCAAUAAAAACAUGUGAAAUGUGUCGUAUGUUUGGAAGUGUCGAUUUUUCCUGGCCAGGUAUGAAUGUCUCAGAUGUUCUUUUUUUCCGGUUUACUUUUGUCGUUAGUGUUGAGUAUUUGUAGUUAGAAUGUUAUUAGAUCACAGUUUUGGAGUUGUGUGAAGUGUUUUAGAGGCAUAUGUUUGGUGUAGUAGAAAUAGAUGAUGUCUGUGUACUCUUUAUGUAGAAAACAAACACCAUAAGCAAAGGGUAUGAAUUCCUCAUUGUUGUCGCCUUUUUGUUUCA